Molecule: messenger RNA, 3451 nt
Organism: Exaiptasia diaphana
Lineage: Eukaryota; Metazoa; Cnidaria; Anthozoa; Actiniaria; Aiptasiidae
Product: UDP-N-acetylglucosamine--peptide N-acetylglucosaminyltransferase 110 kDa subunit
Exons: 18
Coding region: 89-3082 (997 amino acids)
Biological process (GO): protein O-linked glycosylation
Molecular function (GO): protein N-acetylglucosaminyltransferase activity; protein binding
Source: RefSeq, a predicted model, not a curated record
CUUUUAGUACUGUUCUCUCAUGUGCAUCAAAAUGGUAAUCUAAAGAAACCUCUUUGAACUUAAAUUACCACUAAAGAUCUAAAUAACCAUGAAAUUUUGGGCUGAAAAACCAAACUACCCAGUCAUGGUCAUGGGAACAGCGAUUUUGGAUGACUCCGCCACUCUCGCUGAGAUAGCCCAUCGUGAAUAUCAAACUGGAAACUAUGACAGAGCAGAACAAAUAUGUAUGCAGCUCUGGAGAAGAGAGCCAAAUAACACUGGAGUCCUUCUUUUGUUGUCRUCCAUUCAUUUUCAAUGCCGUCGCCUUGACAGGUCAGCACAUUUUAGUGCUCUUGCCAUCAAACAAAACCCAAUGCUAGCUGAGGCUUACUCUAAUCUUGGCAAUGUCUUCAAAGAAAGAGGGCAGUUAAAGGACGCGCUCGACAAUUACCGACAUGCUGUCAAGUUAAAACCUGAUUUUAUCGAUGGCUACAUUAACUUAGCUGCUGCCCUAGUUGCUGCUGGAGACUUAGAAGGCGCUGUUCAUGCCUACGCUACUGCUUUGCAAUACAACCCGGAUCUUUACUGUGUCAGAAGUGAUUUAGGCAAUCUAUUGAAGGCUCUUGGUCGCCUAGAAGAAGCCAAGGCAUGCUACCUCAAAGCCAUCGAGACUCAACCCAGCUUUGCUGUCGCCUGGAGUAACUUAGGAUGUGUAUUCAAUGCCCAAGGAGAAAUAUGGCUUGCUAUCCACCAUUUUGAAAAGGCUGUACAGCUAGACCCCAAUUUCCUAGAUGCAUACAUCAAUCUUGGUAAUGUUUUGAAAGAAGCAAGAAUAUUUGACAGAGCUGUUGCUGCUUAUCUGAGAGCUUUGAAUCUAAGUCCAAAUCAUGCAGUAGUCCAUGGAAAUCUUGCUUGUGUCUAUUAUGAACAGGGAUUAAUUGAUUUAGCUGUUGAUACCUACCGUCGUGCUAUUGAGCUCCAACCUAACUUCCCUGACGCUUAUUGUAAUUUGGCCAAUGCACUAAAAGAACAACAAAAGGUUAAUAAGGCAGAAGAAUGCUACAAUACAGCACUACGACUAUGUCCCACCCAUGCUGAUUCCUUAAACAACUUGGCAAAUAUUAAACGAGAACAAGGAAAAAUAGAAGAGUCUAUACGAUUAUACUGUAAAGCUUUAGAUAUAUUCCCAGAAUUUGCUGCAGCCCAUUCCAAUUUAGCCAGUGUCCUUCAACAACAAGGAAAGCUACAAGAAGCUUUACUACAUUAUAAAGAAGCUAUAAGAAUUCAUCCUACUUUUGCUGAUGCCUACUCAAACAUGGGUAACCUUUUAAAAGAGAUGCAAGAUGUUCAAGGAGCCAUUCAAUGUUACACCAGAGCAAUUCAAAUCAACCCUGCAUUUGCUGAUGCUCACAGUAACUUAGCGUCAGUUCACAAGGAUUCUGGAAACAUUCCUGAAGCCAUUCAGUCAUAUAGAACUGCUCUGAAACUCAAAUCCAAUUUUCCUGAUGCCUACUGUAAUCUUGCUCACUGUUUACAGAUCAUCUGCGACUGGACAGACUAUGAUUCUCGAAUGAAAAAACUUGUCUCCAUUGUUGCUGAACAACUGGACAACAAUCGACUACCAUCUGUACAUCCCCAUCACAGUAUGCUCUAUCCCCUUACCCAUGAAUUCCGUAAAGCUAUCGCUAACAGACAUGGAAAUCUGUGUGUAGAGAAGGUGGCAUUACUGCGCAAGCCUGAAUACAACUAUCCUAAAGACCUGAGUCAGUCUGGUGGUCGGCUAAGAGUAGGUUAUGUUUCCAGUGACUUCGGUAACCACCCUACAUCGCACCUGAUGCAAAGUAUUCCUGGUUUUCACGAUAGAAGUAGAGUUGAGGUCUAUUGUUACGCCCUUACACCUGAUGACAACACAAGUUUUCGUAAAAAGAUAUCCCACGAGAGUGAGCAUUUCGUUGAUUUUUCAUCCACUGGGUGCCAUGGUGAUGUGGCUGAUCGCAUCAAUGCUGAUGGAAUUCACAUCUUGGUCAACAUGAAUGGCUAUACGAAGGGCGCACGGAAUGAAAUCUUCGCUCUUCGACCAGCACCGAUACAGGCUAUGUGGCUGGGUUAUCCAGGGACAAGUGGUGCACCCUACAUGGACUAUAUUGUAACAGACAAGACAACAUCGCCAUUGGACUGCACUGAUCAGUAUUCAGAAAAACUCAGUUACAUGCCGCACACGUUCUUUGUUGGCGAUCACAAACAAAUGUUUCCUCACUUAAUGCAAAGCCUGCGAACUGUACCGACUGAAGUCGUGGUUACAGAAAACGGUCAAACCAACGCCAUACACCAACCGCACGCCAUCAGUCGACUUUUGAACGGCGAAACACACCCUAGUCUACUCAACAAGGUGCCUGCUCUUGUAGAAGCCAAGAAAGAGGAGUAUGCCGGGUGUAAAGAUAGCGGCGAAAGAAUUCCAAGUACAACGCCAGUCAUUAAUAGAUCUCAGUAUGGGCUUCCUGAGAAUGCAUUUGUCUACUGUAAUUUUAACCAGCUGUAUAAAAUCGACCCCAAAACUCUCAAGGUCUGGGCGAACAUUUUAAAAAAAGUACCAAACUCCGUGUUGUGGCUGUUGAGAUUCCCAGCUGUCGGGGAAGCUAACAUAAAGGCCGAGAUGGCAUCGGAAGGAGUUGCUGAAGGCAGAGUAAUCUUCUCACCCGUCGCCCCUAAAGAAGAACAUGUACGUCGAGGUCAGCUUGCUGAUGUGUGUCUGGACACCCCUCUUUGCAAUGGCCACACAACGUGUAUGGAUGUCCUAUGGGCUGGCUGUCCAGUGAUAACGUUACCUUUAGAUACUUUGGCAUCAAGAGUGGCUGCUUCACAGCUUACAGCGCUCGGGUGCUCCGAAUUAAUCGCCGACUCUCGGACGAAUUACGAAGAAAUCGCCGUGAAACUGGGAGUCGAUAAACCUUAUUACGAAAGACUUCGCACCAAAGUGUGGAAAAACCGCUUCACGAGUCCGCUCUUCAACACGAGACAAUAUACACACGACCUCGAAAGCUUGUUCUUCAAGAUGUGGAGACGUCGCGAACAAAACCUCGAGCCUGAUCACAUUACUGAGUAACUUAUUAUUAAUAUUAUUAAUUGGAUUACCUAAAUGCAAGUCAAGUUCCCCGCAGCUUGAGGGGAGAAAGAUAUUUUAAAGAAUUACAAUGAAACCGUGCUAUUGUAUGUUAUACAUAAGAAAAGUUAUGAUAUAAGCGGCCAACGAACCUCGGGAUUUUGGGAUCCCUUUGUACAGAACAAUGUUAAAUUAUGUUAGAUGGAAACAGAGCUUCUACUGGUUAUAAAGUCACUAAUGGACAUUGUAGCAAAACUCUAUGGGUAAUUUUAACCUUUUUUUCUGUUGAAUAGUUAUUAAUUAUUAUAUAAGUCUUAUGAUGAAGGGUAUGRUUGAGAAUUAGUAAAAGCCUUGUUUUUCCAAUGUAGUAAA